Frankliniella occidentalis (western flower thrips) is the source of this 925-nucleotide messenger RNA. RefSeq lists its product as uncharacterized. The coding region runs from base 26 to 361 and encodes 111 amino acids. Lineage: Eukaryota; Metazoa; Arthropoda; Insecta; Thysanoptera; Thripidae. The transcript is spliced from 2 exons. The record is from RefSeq and is a predicted model, not a curated record.
CCAGAGGUACAGAGUAAGUGCGGCAAUGACAACAGUGACAACGAUGAUUCUGAUGAUAGCAUUAUUAUCCUGUCGAGUGAGGGAGAGAUGGUACGCCUGUCAAGCAGCUUCACAAAGAUCUGAGUCUCAUCUGAAUAUGCAAACUUUUCCAUGGAUAUUGACUCCACAUUUUUUGCACUCAGGAGGUGUACACCCCAUUUCAAUUUCUGUUUACAUCUAUUUAUUUCUUUUUAGUUCAGCGAGUCAGAACCAGAGCUGUUGCCAGACGUGCCAUUGGAAGUCCCUCAAGAAGCUGCUGCCAAUAACCCUUCUGAUGACAACAGUUCGAAUGAUGGCAAUGACAAUGGCCCUGAAUGUGUAAUAUGCUUUAGCAAAUUUAAAGUGGGUAUGUUCCGAGGGGUAGCAUUACCAUGUAAUUGCAAAAGGUUCUGUUACCACUGUGCUUUACAGCACCAGUUUGACUUUAAGAGGUGUGCGUGGUGUAUGGGGACUGCGUACCACAUCAACUCAGAGCCAUACAUUGAAGAACAAUUCUGAACUACAUUACUCAUGUAUUCAAAAUGCUAAAUUUCUUUUACGUUGCUUUUUUAGCCCGCCCUUCUGCUUUGAAAAAGCUAUCCAGGGGGCUCAUGCAAACGACCUCGUGUCUGUCUGUCUGUCUGUGUGUCUGUCUGUCUGUUCCACUAGAAGGAGAUGUGCUAUAGACUUCAAAUUUUCAGGGUAUCUUAAGGCUCACUCCUAGAAAACGAAACGCCUACGGCAAAUCCUGGCAACCAACCCUAAGGGGCUGAAAGGGGGUAUCGAAGAAAACAGGAAAGGCCAAAAAAGUUGGAAAAAAUAUAUUUUAUUAUGAUCAUCUUCUAAGAGGUAACUUGUGAAAGUAGAACCCUUCGGGCGAAAAUUUCGUCCGUUUUGCUCUAUCUCU